CCUAGACGCGACGCUACCACGAUAGUUUCUGCCCUCUCCAGCCGGCUUUGAUCAUGACUAACCUACUAACCACACGACAACGACAUGGCAUCCCAAGCCCCACGCGGCCAUGCGAGCGGCUUUGCAGGAACGAUCGGAUGGGGCAACAGACCGGCCCUUCUGCUUGUCGACGUCUGCAAUGCUUACUGGAGUGAGGAUAGCCCGCUCGACACCCGAUCAAACCCUGCUUCUGCGGCUGUGCCCGCAUCUAUCGCAAAACUCGUCCAUGCCGCCCGCCAGGGAAAAGUACCAUUGAUAUGGACCCGCGUUGAGUACAUGGAGCCUGACAUGGCGGACGCGGGGCUGUUUGCCUGCAAGGUCCCGUUGCUGCAUGUUUUCCAGCGGGGCAAGGAGACGGGCCUGGAGAGUUGGGUUCCGGGCCUGGAGCCUACUGCAGGGGAAGUCAUCGUAUCCAAACGCUACCCGUCAGCCUUCUUCGGAACUGACCUCUCUACACGACUCCAAAUCUCCCAUGUGGAUACUCUGGUCAUCUGCGGUGUCAGUACAAGUGGUUGUGUGCGUGCAACUACUCUGGACGCAAUGUGCCUAGGAUUCCGACCAAUGGUUGUUGGCGAGGCCUGUGGUGAUAGAUCACCUGCUGUCCACAAUGCAAAUAUCAUGGACAUGGGCGCCAAGAUGGCAGAUGUGGUUUCCGAGAAAGAGGCGAUUGAGAAGCUCAAAGCUGGGUGGUUGUAAAUUCAUUCAGCUGAGCUCGACCCGUCUGUCGUCUUGUCGCUUUCUACUCUCUCGUCUUGGACGUUUAUUUUAGGUUGAGAGAUUGGGCUUUUGGGCUGGUUUUUUGUGUCGCACCAUCUUCCACGGCGGGGCCAAGUCAGCAUUUAGCAUGUUUAGAGAAAUAGAGCAAAAUCUCAAAGGUACAAGAUGAAGCGCAGCCCAACCAGCUCACCAGACGCAGUGGCCUGACAUGGAGGAGGGAACCAGGCAUGCCCGAUGACC
Bipolaris sorokiniana ND90Pr is the source of this 996-nucleotide messenger RNA. RefSeq lists its product as uncharacterized. The record is from RefSeq and is a predicted model, not a curated record. The transcript has 2 exons. NCBI's taxonomy places the organism in Eukaryota, Fungi, Ascomycota, Dothideomycetes, Pleosporales, Pleosporaceae. The coding region runs from base 85 to 735 and encodes 216 amino acids.